AUGACCUGGCAAACCGAACUCAACUCAUGGCUGUCGCCACCCAGCGUGCAAACAGCAGAAACGCCCACUGUCGGCCAAAAGGCACCUUCAACACCAAAGCUAAACAUACCCGCAAAAGAUGGCAAGCCGACCAUUAUCAGUUUCCUCAGACACUGCGGCUGUCCAUUUGCAGAAAAGACGUUUUUGAAUAUGAGGGACAUGGCAGCGGCGCACAGAGAUGUCGACUGGGUGGCUGUGAGCCAUAGCGAGCAAGGAGCGACGGAGAGGUGGUUGGCGGCACUACCUGAGCCUGCGAAGAACACCCAACCCAACCUCCAUAUCAUUGUUGAUGCUGAACGCGAGGCAUAUGGCGCAUGGGGCUUGGGCAUAUCGUCCUUGUGGCACGUUCUCGGUAGCAUACCCGGGACGACGAAACUCAAACAAGAGGGCAUCAGCGUCCGAGCUACAGAGAGCGGCAGCAGAUGGCAGACGGCGGGUAAUUUUGCGAUAGACGGAGAGGGGACUGUGAAGUGGGCGAGGGUGGAUCAGAGGGCGGAUGAUAUGCCGGAUUUCAAGCAGGGCCUUGAUGCUGUGCUAGGAGUGUAG
Molecule: messenger RNA, 585 nt
Organism: Alternaria arborescens
Lineage: Eukaryota; Fungi; Ascomycota; Dothideomycetes; Pleosporales; Pleosporaceae
Exons: 2
Coding region: 1-585 (194 amino acids)
Source: RefSeq, a predicted model, not a curated record